AUGGCGGCCGAGGACGAGGAAACCGGGCUGUUUAUGGACGAUAAUGAAAGCGACGACAUGGCUGCUGUUGCGGAGAGCGAUGUGGACAUGAAAGAUGAGGAGGAUCCGGUGUCAGAGGCUAAACAGGACGCAGGGUUGGACGACGAAGAUGACCCUGUGGUCAGAGAGUUUCCAGUUUACUCGUCACAGGUUCUAGGAAAGAAAUUACACAUUCUACAGUACCCCACACGGUCGGCUCUACGACCCCUGGUAGCAGCUCAAGGAACAGGAAUCAUCAACUCGCGGCUGAAACCCAAGUCAGGGAUCAUAGAAGUGGACAUUCCCAUUGACACAUCCAAGUUCUACGACGCCGAAAAAGGCGAUCGUUGGAAUAAAGUAGACCGCCAGACGUUUUCUGGAGUGCUGAAAAAGGGCCAGGGUCGAUAUAUGGCGGGAGUUUUCCGAGAUGGUGAACUCCAUGUAUCGUCUAUUGAGAGUGUAGCUCAACUACGACCACAGUUCAAGUAUUUUGACAAGCACGUCAACAGCGAAAAAGAAGCCAAUCGCAUGAUCCGAACCGAUCCUACGAAACCACGAGAAGCCCGUACGAUCCAAAUGUCGGCCAAAUCAUCUGGCGACUUUGCACCCAAAUACUCUGGAGCACUAGGAGCGCGGAAAAUCGCCGACGAAGAGUCGUUCGUCGAUAUCCAGUGGUUCGACAGAGACAGCAAUGAGUCCUGGGACAUGGCCGACAAGUUCGUGACCACCAACAAACGGAUCCUCGACUCGUCCACCACCCUCAAAGACUACACCGACAAACUGCAGUAA
This is a messenger RNA of Sugiyamaella lignohabitans, 807 nucleotides long. It is a transcript of the gene RPC37, whose product is annotated as Rpc37p. NCBI's taxonomy places the organism in Eukaryota, Fungi, Ascomycota, Dipodascomycetes, Dipodascales, Trichomonascaceae. The record is from RefSeq and is a predicted model, not a curated record. The coding region runs from base 1 to 807 and encodes 268 amino acids. Gene Ontology annotation, biological process: DNA-templated transcription. Gene Ontology annotation, cellular component: nucleus; RNA polymerase III complex. The transcript has a single exon.